AUGCACGACGACCUCCAGGGCACCGUCGUCCCCUCGCUCCUCGUCCAGCACCCGCGCGAGUCGUUCCCGGCGCCGCCGCCGCCGACCGUCGUCCCGGGCUUCCCUCUCGCCUCGUCGCCGUCGUCGUCGUCGUCGUCGAGCGUCGGGCUGUACGGCCCCGGCUACGUCGCAGAGCCGCUCGCGUACGGCGACCCGCACGCCGCUGCGUUCCACUCGGUGCACGCACCCUGGCUCCCUCCCCCUCCUCCUCCUCUCGCCGCGGCACCCUCCACGUCGUUCGGCGCUCCCCCACCCUCGUCCUCGUCGACUGGCUUCUUGGCGCGCCUGAGCCCGAGCCUGAGCCCGGUCGACGGCCUGUCCGCCGCGUGGCCCAUGCCCUCGACGGCAGCGGCGCUCACGGUGGGCGACGUCCUCGGCUCGGUGCCGGGCGUUCCCGCCGCGUCGUCCGCCAGCCACCGGGGCCCUUUCGCUCAUCUCGCGUCGCAGGCCGGUCCAGACGGCGGAUUCGAGAACGAGCACGUCGUCGAGGGUCUAAUCGGUCUCGCGCCGCGCGUCAAGCCGUUCGUCGCCAAGUUGAGCCACCUCCUGUCGCAGCCGCACAACUUCCAGGACUGCGUCGUGUGGGACAGCUCUGGCGCGUCCUUCAUCCUCAACGCCAACGAGCGCUUCGUCGGCGACGUCCUCCCUCGCCUGUUUGGUCACGGUAACGUGGCGAGCUUCACUCGCCAGCUCAACCUUCCGUCGCCUCUCGGCCGCCGAGCUCGUCGCGCGCGUCGACAUCGACUCGACCGACGGGUACAGCGCGUGGUCGCACCCAGACUUUACUCGCGACGACAGGUCGACCCUGCACCGCAUGACGCCGAGGCCGUCGCGUGCUCGCCAGCUCAAGAAGGCCAAGAAGCAGGCGGUCGAGCACAUGAUGGCGUCGUCGUCGGCGCGUCCGAGGGAGCGCUCGACGACGGACCCGACUACGACGACAAGCUCGGGCUCGAGCGUCGCGAGCUCGAGCGUCUCGCCGGCGUUCGCGCACUGGCAGCCCCUGCCGGCGGGCGACCCGCCGCUCGCGCAGUCCGGUCCCGUCGCCACGUCGCCCACGUCGUACGUCGGCGACUACCCGUAGUUGGCGUCGUCGUCCGACUCGAGCCUGUUCGCCCUGUUCCCGCCGACCGACGCCGCGCCGGUCAGCAACACGCUCGGCCUCCUGCGGGGCGCGCCGAC
Rhodotorula graminis WP1 is the source of this 1218-nucleotide messenger RNA. RefSeq lists its product as uncharacterized. The annotation marks the transcript as partial. The record is from RefSeq and is a predicted model, not a curated record. Gene Ontology annotation, molecular function: sequence-specific DNA binding; DNA-binding transcription factor activity. Lineage: Eukaryota; Fungi; Basidiomycota; Microbotryomycetes; Sporidiobolales; Sporidiobolaceae. Gene Ontology annotation, biological process: regulation of DNA-templated transcription. The transcript is spliced from 4 exons.